Molecule: messenger RNA, 1196 nt
Organism: Choloepus didactylus (southern two-toed sloth)
Lineage: Eukaryota; Metazoa; Chordata; Mammalia; Pilosa; Megalonychidae
Gene: NGDN
Product: neuroguidin
Exons: 11
Coding region: 19-1008 (329 amino acids)
Biological process (GO): maturation of SSU-rRNA from tricistronic rRNA transcript (SSU-rRNA, 5.8S rRNA, LSU-rRNA)
Cellular component (GO): small-subunit processome; nucleolus
Source: RefSeq, a predicted model, not a curated record
GGGGCGGGCUUUGCGAAGAUGGCGGCGUCGGAGGUGCUGGAAUCAGACUUGCUAAGCGCCGUGACGCUUUUGAAAAACCUCCAGGAGCAGGUGAUGGCUGUAACUGCACAAGUGCAAGCUCUAACAAAAAAAGUUCAAGCUGGAGCCUAUCCUACAGAGAAGGGUCUCAGUUUCUUAGAAGUGAAAGAUCAGCUGCUGCUCAUGUAUCUUAUGGACUUAAGCCACCUCAUCCUGGACAAAGCCUCAGGAAGGUCUCUUCAGGGCCAUGCUGCAGUUUUGAGACUGGUGGAAAUUCGCACGGUUUUGGAAAAGCUUCGUCCUUUGGACCAAAAACUGAAGUAUCAAAUUGACAAACUGGUCAAGACUGCAGUGACAGGCAGCCUCAGUGAGAAUGAUCCACUUCGUUUUAAGCCUCAUCCCAGCAAUAUGAUGAGCAAGUUGAGCUCUGAGGAUGAGGAGGAAGAUGAAGUGGAAGAAGGCCAGUCUGAAGCUUCAGGGAAAAAAUCUGUAAAAGGAACAUCUAAGAAAUAUGUCCCACCACGCUUGGUUCCAGUACAUUAUGAUGAAACAGAAGCUGAGCGGGAAAAGCAGCGUCUGGAACGAGCCAAGAAACGGGCAUUGAGUAGCUCUGUCAUUCGUGAGCUUAAAGAGCAGUAUUCAGAUGCUCCAGAGGAAAUUCAUGAUGCUCGACAUCCUCAUGUUACUCGCCAGAGUCAGGAGGACCAACACAGGAUUAACUAUGAAGAGAGCAUGAUGGUGCGUUUAAGUGUCAGUAAGCGAGAAAAAGGGCUGCAAAAACGAGCAAAUGUCAUGAGCUCACAACUUCACUCCCUCACACACUUCAGUGAUAUCAGUGCUUUGACAGGAGGAACCCCCCAUCUUGAUGAGGAUCAGAAUUCUGUUAAGAAGAGGAAGAAGAUGCCUAAGAAAGGUCGGAAGAAGAAAGGACAUCUUCAUGCCUGUCUGCAUCUCCUUUUUGCCAUUGCUUCGAUGCCUGGGAUGGUUUAGAUAUAAUCCUGCUUAGAGUCAGGAGAGUGACUUCUCUCAAUUAACCUACUGACACAGGGAAGAGGCAAGUUGGAGAAUUAUGUAACACUUUGUUAUAACAAAUAGCCUGUUUUCUGUUUUAACACUUUCUUUGUUUUGUAACUGUUACUUUACCCUAUUUGUGACCUGUUUAGAAUGUGUGAGUGAGG